This is a messenger RNA of Bursaphelenchus xylophilus (pine wood nematode), 4687 nucleotides long. NCBI's taxonomy places the organism in Eukaryota, Metazoa, Nematoda, Chromadorea, Rhabditida, Aphelenchoididae. The record is from the annotation of a GenBank genome assembly.
AUGGCCACAAUUUUGAUUUUGUUGGCCUUAUGCGGGGGCCUUUACGGCCAACGGGUCACUCCGGAGCAGCAGCUGAAAGCUGAAACAGCGCUGAUGGCGAAACGAAUGAAUCGGAAUGUUGAGCCGUGUGAGAACUUUACCGCGUUUGCCGCGGGAAACAUUGGGUUAGCGUCGACGAGGGCGGUGAACAUCAUUGAAUCCGCCAAAGUGCUGAGCAGAGUUCAUUUUCCAACACAGGUAGGUUGAAAGUACAGGGAAUAUAGUCAUAGUCAAAAUAGUAUAGGGAAAUAUAGUCGAAAUAUAUACAUAAUCUGUGUGCAGCAACGCCUUGUACAAUACAACAAAACCUCGCUAUAACAACCAGAAUUUCAAGGGCAAUACUGGUCAAUCUUACAAGGGAAGUACCGCAAGCCUCGACGCUCAGAUUUUCUUUACAUUGUGCAAAAAUUUUGUGCAUAGGCCACAUGUCAAUUCCUGAAAGUUCUAACUCUCGCUUUGCAACCGCUGCCGAGAAAUUCAACGAUCUUUGCCGCCGAGAGAGUACGCAAAACGUGGAGAGCGGUUAGAGAGAAACAACACUUUUUUGGCUAUAACUUUGCCAUAACUAGUAUCGCCCAGAAAAAGAGAAUUUUUGGUGAAAACAUUACCAUCGAAGGUAGAAAUAGAUACGUAGUUUUUGAUGUCAAAACUCAAAAAAAUGAGGUAGUACGCGAAACGUGGAGAGCGGUCCUAAAAAGUACCUUUUGGCCAUAACUUUGUCAGCUUGGCCCCGAAAAAAUAAUCUUUGUGAAGAGAUUAUCGUCAUAGGUAGAAGUAGAUGUGUACUUUUUUAUGCCAAAAUUUGCGAAAAACUUCCACAUUUUUGCCUACUUUCGAUCUAAAAAUCUCCGUCGUUUCUGUAAAGCACAAGCUUGCAGUCUGGCAUAUGCCUUAGAAAAAACUAUUCUAAAUUCCUCCCAAGUUUCUGCAAAAUCUGAGCGUCGUACUUAGGGUACUCCCCUUGCAUCCAAAAUGAACCUCUAUACAACGAAAGCCUUCUAUAGAAAAUAAAUUUUCUGAUUCCUUAUUGUAUACAGACUUUUUUAAGGCACUUCUUUCAUAUAUUUACAUAUGUUGCAGGCGAGUUCCUUGAAAACCGUCAAAGACGUCUACAAAGCGUGCAAGGCCGACAACUCGACCCUGAUCCCCCCUCUAUUCAACACAACCGAGAUCAAAAAUGUCACUGAUGAGUUGGCAAAGUACGCUGCCACCUCCGGAGCUGAUCUGACUUCGUUUAUUAAGGUCUACGGAAACGUUCUGCGCGUCCUCUUCAAUUACGGACAUGACUACUUCUCCGAGAAGCUGUUUCUCUCCGGAAUUCGGCUGCCUUCAGUGAUUGCAAAGGGAAAUUUGACAAUCCCCAAGGAGAAUGAGUGUAAGACGCUGGCGGGUGUUGCGCUUUGCGCUAAUCUGACAAAAACCGUCUUUGGAAUCGAUGGAUGCACAAAUGCGACAAUCUAUAUUCCGAAAAAUGUAAGGAUGCAUACAGUGAAAUCUCUAUACGAUGAAUCUGAAAGGGACCAAAAAAAUCGUUUUUUUUUUAUUUUUUUUGCUGUACUGUCAGCCAGUCGGGAAAAUAAUGAGCACAACGUCGCUGCGCCGAUCGUGUCGCUGAAGUAAAAAGCAAUUUGAUUUUUGACACAAUUCAUUUUCUCGGCGGCGAUGCGAUUUUUGAUGUGACAAAGUGCUCAUUAUUUUUCCGACAUAUUGAUAAACAGAUCCCGCUGUACUAGUCCUUUUGCAAAGCCGCUGGAUUGAUUUCAGUGGCAUGCGCAAAAAAAAACACAAAAAAUCAUUUUGCACAGUGCAAUAGGCUUUUUUUGGGCCGUCGCUCCAACCGUGACUUUAUUUUCUCUGUGCAUAUUGCCGAAAUCGCUCCAGCGACUUUGCGAACGGAGUAGUGCUGACAAUUAAGUCCCUUCAGGCCCUUUGGUGGGCUUUUAAAACCGCAGAAAAUGGUUGCUACAGAGAGAUUUUGUAUUUCACAAAAUGCUGUAGUAAUCUCUGAAAAAUGAACUCCCGCUGAGAAUAAACUGUCUAUAAAGAACAAUUCCAAAGGCAUUGAGAGCUAUUUUUAGGGCGAAAUAAACCUCCGUAGAAUGAAACCUUUCUAUGACAAAUAAAUUCCUCAAUUUAUUCUAAUAUCGUUGUACGAGCAUUCUACUCUAUAAAUUCUGUUAUUUUUUGUGCCUUGGCGUUUCCUAACGCAGCAAAGAUCCCUUUUCAGGCGGCUGAAAGAAAGAACUACUCAACUGCACUUGUGCAAUUCCUCAAAAAUAACGUCACCGCGCAAAACCUCACUUCCUGCGAGGAAUACAUCUGGAAAGUAUACCCUAUCUACUACAAAAAACUUCUCAUCGACUUCUACUUCCCCUCUGAGCGGUCGCUCAAGCGUUUCCACGACAAAAUCCUCGCCUACGCGACGGGAUUCAACAUUGGCAUCAAGGAGUUUGUUUCGUUCGCGGAACUUUCCAACUCGACCGUCGACGAAAUCAACAAGCGCACCAAGACUGUGCUCUUUCACUUUUUGAGCCAUCCAGUUUUUGAUGACACGGAGUUUGCAAAGUCUUUUGGAACGCUGAAUUCCACGGAGCCCUAUUACAACAGGCACAUCAACAACAUCAAGCCGUUGUUGGAGUGGAAUCUGAAGAAGAAUUUGACGCGGUUUGCGACCUUCAGCUUGGAGGUAGGUUUUGUAAAUUUGAUUAUAUGGUAGUAUUAGAUAGUUUAGUUUGAAGUUUACAAAAUUUUUAGGAGCAUAACCACGUGGUUUUCGAAGCCGACCGGACGGAAAUUCACUUUGGCUGGCCCGCAUUGUCAUAUCCAAAUUUCUACGAAGGUCUGCCAACUCAACUGGUCUUCCCCAACUUUGUCGUGCCUUUCAAGACCUUAUUGGGUAGGUGUUUCAAAGUCUAGGAGCAAGUGUCAUAUUCAAAAAUCAUAUUAUGAAUUUUUAAGAGGCAAAGAUGGGGGAAGUGCUUACAAGGAAAGUCGUUCAGAUCGCAAAUGAACUAUGACAUGAGACCUGUGUGGUUUUAUAGUCACAUACUCUACUAUAUCGAAUAUAAAGGCAUUUUUGCGUCUGGGCCCCGCGGCCGAGAAAAUCGACUAUAAAGUUUCGCAAGAAGAGAGCGCCGAAAAAGUCCUCUCUCCGAAAGCAAACCCAAACAGCUGCCCAGUUGGCCGAGUGGAAAGAGCGCUCGUCUAACGAAUCUUCUUUUGGGUCGGGGGGCUGGGUUCGAUUCCGUUCACCUGCAAUGUAAAUGGUAAGACUACUGUGUACACUACAGUAUGCGUAAAAAAAAUUUUUUUUGUGUUUUUCCAAUUUUAUGUAGAUUUGUGCUUUUUCUUCAGACAAAAACAAACAAAAUUACUAAUUUUUUUAUUUAACUUUUUAACUAUCAUUUAACAACAGUCGUGAACACAUUUAACAAAAUGAUGAAAACAAAGUUUUUGAUUACAGUACGAGCACAAAACAAAAGACAAGAUGUCACAACUUCCUUUCGACAACUUUCCGAUAGCCUUGCGGCGUAGCCGCAGGAAGCUCUCCGAUUACCAUUCCAAGUCAUGCCAUUUUUAACAGUCUGGAGAAAAGUCGACUAAAUUUGUUUGUUUUUGUCUGAAGAAAAGGCACAAAUCUACAUAAAAUUGGAAAAACACAAAAAAAUUUUUUUUACGCAUACUGUAGUGUACACAGUAGUCUUACCCUUUACAUUGCAGGUGAAAGGAAUCGAACCCAGCCCCCGACCCAAAAGAAGAUUCGUUAGACGAGCGCUCUUUCCACUCGGCCAACUGGGCAGCUGUUCGGGUUUGCUUUCGGAGAGAGGACUUUUUCGGCGCUCUCUUCUUGCGAAACUUUAUAGUCGAUUUUCUCGGCCGCGGGGGCCCAGACGCAAAAAUGCCUUUAUAUUCGUUAUAGUAGAGUAUGUGACUAUAAAAACACACAGGUCUCAUGUCAUAGCUCAUUUGCGAUCUGAACGACUUCCCUUGUUAGGAAAAUGAAAAUAUUUUGUGUUUGUCUGCUACGAUAGGACCUAUAGACCACUGAACAACCCCCUUCUAUGAAUUGACGGUAUGAUCUCUGCCUAAAGGCCAUAUGAUUUUCACAGAGAGAAAGACCUAAAACCCUCUUCACAACAAACAUUUUUAGAGGUUCCAAAAGUCCAUAAAAGGACAAGGAGAACCUCAAUAAACAUUCGACAAGAGAACAAGUCAGUCUUUUUUGAUUCGUUGUACAGAGAUUCAAUUGAAUGUAGCCCUACAUUUUUCGAAAUAUAUAUUAUAUUUUCCUGUCGAUAAAAAAGCUUAUCCUUCUGACCUCAACAUCUCUCUACUACAACCUAUUUUUUCAGCGAACGAAAUCACCUACGCCGCCUUCGUCAAGUGGGUUGGAAUCAACGAAGCCGUUACUCAAAUUCCGGCUCCUUUCGGCCCCGAACUAAAUCAUGAGCAUCUCUACUUCAUCAAGUUGGCUCAACUCAUCGCUGAGAACAAUGACAAUGGAGUUGAAGAUGUUUGGAAUAUUAUCCGAUGUUUCCCCGCUUUUUCGGACACUUUCAAGUGUACACAUGGCAAUGAUUUCCACUACGACCGGAGAGACUGUCAAGGGAAGUCGGAGAGUCUGUUUCCAAGCUACGAGAUUGCAUAG